Molecule: messenger RNA, 3468 nt
Organism: Drosophila nasuta
Lineage: Eukaryota; Metazoa; Arthropoda; Insecta; Diptera; Drosophilidae
Gene: Gpo3
Product: Glycerophosphate oxidase 3
Exons: 1
Coding region: 95-3175 (1026 amino acids)
Biological process (GO): glycerol-3-phosphate metabolic process
Cellular component (GO): mitochondrion
Molecular function (GO): glycerol-3-phosphate dehydrogenase (quinone) activity
Source: RefSeq, a predicted model, not a curated record
UUUCAAAAUUUUCGAUUAGUUUCAUUAAAUUCUAGAAGUUUUCCCAUUAAGGCUUUCGCUCUGAAGCAAUGUCGAGCAUUUUUCUGGCAUCAAGAUGUUAUCACGAAUCCAAAUGAGCCUGGAGCGAUGUCUUCAGGGGCAUCCACAACGCUUUCUUUCUUCGUUAAGCAACAUUUUCCGCCGCAAUCGCAGCGAUGGCAAUGAGGAGUGCUGGAAGCUGCCAACACGACGACAACACUUGAAAUGCCUAAAAGAACAGAACUUUGAUGUUCUGGUCAUCGGCGGAGGCGCUGUUGGUUGCGGCUGCGCUUUGGAUGCGGCAUCCAGGGGCCUAAGGACGGCGCUAAUUGAGGCCGGCGAUUUUGCAAAUGGAGCCAGCAGCAAAUCGAGUAAAUUAAUCGAGGGCAGCACCGCGCACUUGCAAGCGAGCCUUCGAGGAGGAGAUCUGCAGCAGAUCCUUAGGCUGCAGCAGGUGCUGAGCGAGCGUGCCACAAUGCUGAAGAUCGCGCCACAUCUGAAUCGAGUGCAGCCCAUGCUGAUGCCCAUAUACACUGCCUUCCGGCUGCCCAUCCUGUGGCUGGGAUUGAAGCUCUACGAUGCCAUGUCUGGCAUGUCGAAUCUUCGAGCCUCGCACUUUCUCUCGAAGGAGGCAACGCUCAACGAGUUUCCCCUUCUGCGUCCUCAUGGACUGCUCGGCUCCUUGGUCUACUACGAUAGCCAGCUAGACGAUGCUCGCAUGUGCCUAGCUUUAGCUCUAACGGCUGUAAAAUACGGUGCCACUGUGACCAACUAUGUGAAGCUCAACGAGUUGUUGCCCGUUAACCAGGAGAGCAACUGCCGCAAGGCCGUUGUCGAGGAUGUGCUGACCGAAGACUCGUUUGUGAUCAAGAGUCAGUGCCUGAUCAAUGCAACUGGCGCCCAGACAGAUGUGCUUAGAAAACUCGAUGACCGGCAAGUCAACGCCAUUGUUCAGCCCACGCUUGGAACUCAUAUGGCGCUGCCCGGUCACUUUAGUUCAUCGCAGUGCGGCCUGAUCUUCCCCAGCGGUCGCCAAAUGGAUGGACAGCCCUUCUACAUGCUUCCUUUCGAGAAUCGAACACUAGUUGGUUGCCUCGAAACUGAGCCCGAGGAACCGCGGCGAGUCUAUCCUGCUGCCAAUUGCGAAGCAGUCGAUUGUCUUCUGGAGCAAACACGUCAAGUGCUCAACGAUUGUGUUCUGGUGAGUCCGGAUCACGUGCUCAGCUCCUGGUCAGGCGUAAUGCCCACCAUCAUGUGCCCCAGCUCAGAUGCUCAAAGUGAAAUCACUUCCAACUACCUCUUGGAGGUGAGCAACAACAACUUGAUUACCUUGGCUGGUGGCAGCUGGAGCUGCUAUCGCGUGAUGGCCGCCGAAGCGAUCGAUACGGCCAUAGAUCUGUGCUGCUUGGAGUCACAGAGCGAGACAAGCAACACUCACUACGUGUUGCUCGAUGGUGGCGAGGAGCAUUGCCCAUUGCUGCCCAUCAAUCUGGUGCAAAACUAUGAUCUGCCCCUCGAUGUGGCACAGCAUCUGGCCGACACCUAUGGCUGCAAUGCCUACCAAGUGCUCUUCAAGACCACCAAAUCUGAGAGGCAACGACUGCAUCCGAAUUUCCCCUACAUUAAAGCGGAAGUGGACUAUGCCUGCCAGCGAGAAUACGCCUGCCAAUUGGUGGAUGUGAUUGCUCGUCGGUUGCGAGUCGCUUUUGUGGAUGCCUCGGCGGCAUUUCAGAUGCUGCCCAACGUGAUGAGCAUCAUGUCCAAGCAUCUUUGCUGGACUGCAUGCACACAGAAAUUGCAGCUGAAAGCGGCUAAAAGAUUCCUCAUGCAGCAGAUGGGAUUGGGCACGAUAGUUAAAUACAAUCCACUUCCCAAAGAGGAGAAGAAAGACAAAGAAAAUCCACCAAGCGAUAAUCUGCAAGACCCUCCUCCCUGUGACUAUUGCAGUAUUUUGGCCAAGGCGAAGAGCACAGCUAACAAAGAUAAUAUUCAUGCUCUAGGUGCUGUCAUUCAUCCAAUUGUGGCAAGAUCUCAGACGUUGGACCAAAAUGAAGCAUUCAAUAGUGAAACAUAUUUGCCCCAAUAUCAUAAAGGUAUUGCUCCGCGUUAUGUUGUCAACAAAGUGGUUUUUCCCAUCCAAUAUGAAGAUGAGGAUGAUGAUGAGAAUGAUUUAAAAGCAGAUGCUUCACAAACUGACAAGGACUGCAGUGAAAGUUAUGUUGCAAAAAUGGUUGAGGAUGAGGUUGGAAAUGAUGAUGAUGAUGAAGUUCUGAAUGAUUUGGAGGCAGACAUUUCCCAAAUUGACAAAGACUGCAGUGAAAAUGAUUCGUAUAGAACUGAAGAAUAUGAUCAAGCAGAAAGAGAUGAAAUUGCUGAGGAUAGUUGUGAAGCAAAAGACACCAAAUCGAAUAAGAACACGUUGGGUUUCCUAAGCCAGCAGCAACCCGCCUGCAUACGUCAUUAUUCUAAUCCCUGCAAUAUUCUCAUUUCAUCGGAUAGCAAAUUGAAUUCAGCCAAUGUCCAGCAGCCUAGCAAGAUUCAGACAGUUGCAAAUUCUAAACCAGGGGAAACUUCAGAAAAACAGGAAAAUACUCCUGAACCAGCUAAAGCUGAAGCUGCCAAGUCUCGUCUAAUAGAAAGGCUUACUAAGCAAAACAAAUUACCAAAUCAGGCCAGCCAUAGGAUAAUCAAAAUCAACUCUAAGCUGCCUAGCAAUAGUAAAUCAAAUACAAGAGUUGUCAGCUCUUCUACAGUAAAAGCCAAUUCCAAUGAAGUGCCCAAGAUAAACCAUCUAACUAAAGUAAGGCAAGUAAGGAAUAUUAAUACCACGAAUUUAAAUGGGAAUUCAAAGAUUGACAACGCUCACUACAUGAAGCUAUCAGAGGAAUUCCUAAAACCAAAUCACUCCAACCGAAAGUGUUUUGAAACAAAGAGGCUCGAUAUAAAACGUAAACCGAUUGAACCCAAAUUCGCUAUGAAGAAAUUCAAGUAUCCGAGCAAACCUCUCUCGCUCGACGAUCAAAGACAAAUGUUUAGUCCAAAGCGUGUCGAUGGUUUAUUUACACCAACAGCCCAACUGGAAGCUCUGCUCUCCAAGAAUACGUAUUACGAACAGCUGAAGAGAAAUGCGGAUAUCAGGAGUGUACCAAAAAAGUAAUACUCGAGAAACAACCAGUACAAGAUUAGCUAAUAACUACAAAAAAUGGCAGACUAUUAAUCCAAAUGUGAAAGCCACACCUGAUUUGGUGGUAAAGCCACCGACAUCUAUUGCAAGACCCAAUAGCGGGCUAAGCAAGAAUCCAAACACGAAAAACACUUUCAACAUACCUCACAUGAAUCCCAAGCAUCGAUAGUCUUCAAAUUUCUAUCUAUUUGCUCAAUAUCAACGCAAUCGAACACAAUAGGAAUACACUUGUAUCAUGGGCAAGUUGUUCUUUGUGUGGAUUGCGC